AUGUUGCUCUUCGGCCUUGGGAAUCUCGUUUACGUCAUUGUCCUCAUCAUCAACGCCAUCGCAAUUCUCUCCGAAGACCGCUUCCUUGCUCGCAUUGGAUGGGGCCGCACACAAGCUGAGCCCGGCUUCGGUGCCACUUACGAUAGCACCAGUGUGAAGGCGAAGUCAGUCAACAUGAUCGCCAGUGUACGGACAGUGAUGCGGAUACCCCUUAUUGUCAUCAACACAACGAUAAUCGUCUACGAGCUUAUUCUUGGAUAA
Messenger RNA from Penicillium taxi, 261 nucleotides. Its product is annotated as YOS1 family protein. Gene Ontology annotation, biological process: endoplasmic reticulum to Golgi vesicle-mediated transport. The transcript has 4 exons. Gene Ontology annotation, cellular component: COPII-coated ER to Golgi transport vesicle; Golgi membrane; endoplasmic reticulum membrane. The record is from RefSeq and is a predicted model, not a curated record. The coding region runs from base 1 to 261 and encodes 86 amino acids. Lineage: Eukaryota; Fungi; Ascomycota; Eurotiomycetes; Eurotiales; Aspergillaceae.